This is a messenger RNA of Arthroderma uncinatum, 810 nucleotides long. RefSeq names its product glutamine amidotransferase subunit pdxT. Gene Ontology annotation, molecular function: glutaminase activity. Gene Ontology annotation, biological process: pyridoxine metabolic process; pyridoxal 5'-phosphate biosynthetic process. The record is from RefSeq and is a predicted model, not a curated record. Gene Ontology annotation, cellular component: cytosol; glutaminase complex. The transcript is spliced from 2 exons. The coding region runs from base 1 to 810 and encodes 269 amino acids. NCBI's taxonomy places the organism in Eukaryota, Fungi, Ascomycota, Eurotiomycetes, Onygenales, Arthrodermataceae.
AUGACGAUAACCGUGGGGGUCCUCGCCUUGCAGGGCGCUUUUUACGAGCACAUCCAGCUCCUGAAGGUUGCCGCCGACAAACUGAGGGGCAACAAGUCCAUGACCAAACAGCAAUGGGAGUUCAUAGAAGUUCGCACGCCCGCUGAGCUUGAUAGAUGUGAUGGGCUCAUCAUCCCCGGUGGCGAGAGUACGGCCAUGGCCUUGGUGGCCGCGCGAUCGAACCUGCUUGAGCCGCUGAGAGACUUUGUAAAGCUCCAUAGAAAGCCCACCUGGGGCACUUGCGCCGGGCUAAUUCUCCUUGCUGAAUCGGCAAAUCGGACGAAGCGAGGUGGUCAAGAGCUCAUCGGGGGGUUGGAUGUUCGUGUCAACCGGAACCACUUUGGACGACAGACAGACAGCUUCUAUGCGCCGUUGGAUCUACCGUUCCUGCCGGGAGACGCCGGCCCCUUCCGAGCCGUGUUUAUAAGGGCGCCCGUGGUCGAAAAGGUACUCUCGCCCAAGGAGGGUAUUCAAGACGAGGAGCUCAAGAGGGAUGAGACGGUGGUGGCGCCAUCCAGACAGCCUGAGAACGCGAUUGCUCGAGAGGCCAUGGCGGAUAAGGUUGAGAUUCUAGGGAAACUCCCUGGAAAGGCCGAAGUUGAUGGAAUGCCUCAAGAAGCUGGUGACAUUGUCGCGGUGAAGCAGGGCAACGUCUUCGGCACCAGCUUCCAUCCAGAAUUAACUGAAGACCCCCGAAUUCACAUGUGGUGGCUCUGCCAGGUCAGUGAUGCAGUUGGAAAGUUACAGAAAUCUGAGGUAGUCGUUCGAUGA